AGACUACGUGUCCCAUCUUCUCGAUCGGUCUUACACAUACGGUGUCGCGGUCCUCGCAAUAGGUGGCAACAUGCUAAAAAACAAAGGUUGCUCGAGUUGUCUGGGUCCUGGCUAUAGAUCGCCAAAGGCGGCGAUGCUGGAAGGCCCGCGCGAGAAGCUCCUUUACGUCGUUUGCAUUCACACAGACCCAAAAAAAGCUGAUGUUCUAUGCACCGUCGACGUGGACCCUGAAAGCAACGAUUACUGUAAGAUUGUCCACAAACUGCGGAUGCCCCACGUUGGCGACGAACUGCAUCACUCUGGUUGGAACGUCUGUAGCAGCUGCCACGAUAAACCGUGCAAACGGGAUACGUUGGUGCUUCCUUGUUUGGUGUCGGAUCGCGUCUACUUUAUCGACACUAGCAAUGAGCGAUCCCCGUCUAUCAAAAAGGUACUGGAAGCGAGUGAAGUACACAAACAUGGAGUAUCGACUUUGCACACUUCCCACUGCGCUCCAACCGGGCAUAUCAUGAUAUCCACGAUGGGUAAACCAAACGACGAUGCCUUGGGAGAUUUUCUUUGUAUCGACGCUCAAACUCUUGAAGUAAAAGGCACGUGGACGGUCGGCGAGAAGAAAGCUGCUUUUGGCUACGAUUUUUGGUAUCAACCGUAUCAUGAUGUACUCGUUGCAUCCGAAUGGGCGGUGCCUAGAAGUUUCAAAAGAGGAUAUACUCCUGCCAAUACUGCCGAUCCUGCGAUCUAUGGCAGAAGUUUGAACUUCUACUCGUGGAGUGAACACAAAUUGAAGCAAAUAGUGAACUUAGGCGAGGAAGGAAUAGCUCCUCUCGAAGUUCGAUUUCUGCACGAUCCAAAGGCCACUGUGGGCUUCGUCGGAUGCGCGGUGUCUUCGAAUGUUUUCAAAUUCGACAAGACACCGGAAGGAAAAUGGCAUGCCAAGCUGGUCGUGAAAAUACCACCUAAGCAAGUAGAAGGUUGGCUCGGUCCAUUGAUGCCAGGAAUGAUUACCGACAUCCUAAUCAGCCUCGACGAUAAGUAUCUCUACUUAUCCAACUGGCUCCACGGAGAUGUUAGACAGUACGAUAUUUCUGACCCUGACAAUCCAAAGUUGACGGGUCAAGUGUUCCUCGGUGGAUCGAUUGUGAAUGACUCAAAAGUUCGCGUGAUUCAAGACCAGGAACUCACCAGUCAACCAGAUCCUGUUUAUGUUAAGGGUCGUCGCCUUGAUGGAUCUCCUCAGAUGCUUCAACUGAGUCUUGAUGGAACACGUUUAUAUGUGACGACGUCAAUUUUCAAACCUUGGGAUCAACAAUUUUAUCCUGAACAUGUCAAGAACGGUUCGACUAUGGUCAAACUGGACGUUGAUGUUAAAAAUGGUGGCAUGAAGCUCGAUGAACAAUUUUUGAUUGACUUUGGCGCCGACAAAGACGACAUUUUGCUCGCACACGAAAUGCGCUAUCCGGGAGGUGAUUGCACGUCAGAUAUAUGGUUACCUGAAGAUUAAACAACUUAGUUUGAUUUUUCUCAAACUGUACACAUAUCUUGAAUGGAAAUAUUAAUUGACCUAUCUUCGAAAAUUGGAUAUUGAACUGAUUUUUCACAUGAUUUCUAUUUUAUAAUAAAUUUUAUUUCUGUAAUUA
Molecule: messenger RNA, 1637 nt
Organism: Megachile rotundata (alfalfa leafcutting bee)
Lineage: Eukaryota; Metazoa; Arthropoda; Insecta; Hymenoptera; Megachilidae
Product: methanethiol oxidase
Molecular function (GO): selenium binding
Source: RefSeq, a predicted model, not a curated record